AUGCAGUCAUUAAGUGUUUUUAGACCUUCUCAUCCAAAGUUUUAUACUGUUAUUGGAGAAUCAACAAUUCCUAAUUCUUUUGAAAGUUCUGAUGGUAUUAAAAAUAGAAAUACUAGAGAAUGGGGAGAUAUAAUGACCACUUAUGUUAUGCUAAAAUAUAGAAAAUGGCAAAUAAAAGAUAGAAGAACUAUGUCAUUACAUUCUUUCCAUCAUAGAUGUUCAGAAGAAUUAUUUAAUGAUUUAGGAAUUAAUAAAACUCCAACUCAAAUAAGAGAUAAAGUAAAUAAUACUCGUUCAUCUUAUCAUGCCUUAAUUAAACAAUUACAAAAAGAAUCUUUUAAGUGGACCCAAGAGAAACAUUAUAGUCUUUCAAAACCAGUAUUUGAUUUUAUGUCAACUUUUUUUGAAAGUAAUAAUACAAUAACAUUAGAUCAAAUUAAUCAAAAAAUUGCUGAAGUAAUUCAACAAAAUAAAUCUUAA
Entamoeba dispar SAW760 is the source of this 480-nucleotide messenger RNA. RefSeq lists its product as uncharacterized. Lineage: Eukaryota; Evosea; Mastigamoebida; Endamoebidae. The coding region runs from base 1 to 480 and encodes 159 amino acids. The record is from RefSeq and is a predicted model, not a curated record. The transcript has a single exon.